Phycomyces blakesleeanus NRRL 1555(-) is the source of this 787-nucleotide messenger RNA. RefSeq lists its product as hypothetical. NCBI's taxonomy places the organism in Eukaryota, Fungi, Mucoromycota, Mucoromycetes, Mucorales, Phycomycetaceae. The record is from RefSeq and is a predicted model, not a curated record. The transcript has a single exon. Bases 295 to 504 code for a protein of 69 amino acids.
AUUAUUGUUGUUGUUGUUGAAAUAGCGGCUUUAAUUUUCGAAACCUAUAAAUCUCUUUUUUAAGAAAACUUUGUAUUGCUCUGAUAUCAUCUCAAUUACACAGUAAUAAAGAAGUACUACAAAUUAUACAAUCUUUGAUACACACAAUAUAAUACUAUAUAAUAAGAAUAGUCUGAAUUUCUUCUUUGUAAUAAACAUUUAUGGUUUGCUGGUAUCAUGGGUACUUAUUGAAUAGAGUCAUUUGCCACUGCUGCAUUUGGAGCUGUGCUUGGUGUGGGGAGUGGGGCAGUUUCCAUGGGUGCCACCACUACCUCCAGCGUUGGUUUUUGUACUGGUGUUGGUGCUGGUGCUGGUGCUGGUGCUUGCGCUUGUGCUGUUAUCUGUGGUGGUGGUGGAGUUGUUGAUGUUGAUGUUGUUGUUGGUGUUGGCGUUGGUGUUGGUGUUGGUGUUUGUAUCGGUAUUGGGGGUGUACUCUGCACAUCCGGCUGUUUCACUAACUUUUGAAUCUCAUUAUUUAACGCUUGCUUGUGGUGAACUGAGUUUUUUCUUGAAUAAAAGCUUCUUAUGUUUCCAAGUGAUGGUCUCUUUGGUUUUGGUGGUGGCAACCCUGCCGGGGAAUCAAUAGCCGGUGGCGGCUGGGCGGGAAACUCAUAUCCGGGAGGAAUUGGAUAAUCGCCUUCAAAUGAUUUCGGUCUCUCUUUCUGUUUAGUAGGAGCAAGUCCAAAUGUAUCCGGAAGAGCCUUCUGUGAAUAAGCCUCUGACAAUGAUGACUUGUGACCGCGCACUU